AUGACUCUUUCAGAAAACGUUAUACAACUCGUAAAUCAAUUAAAUUUAUCAGAACACGAGAAACAGUUAUUAGAAAAUACACCUAUUGAAAUUAACGGCACACAAAUCGACCAAUUUCUUUCAAAAGAAAAAAAAAGAAAAAUCUUCUUCAAAGAAAGUAGUCCAACAAAAAAAAUGGACGCUCAAAGUACUUAUCCUUAUUCAAGCCAAGAGGUUGAAUUGGUGGAGUCUGGACAAUUAUCACUCAGUCAAUUAUUACACUUGUUUUGUAAUCAAGAGAUAUUCAAUAUGGAAGAUGAUGAAUGUUUAAUACUGGAGAUUAUUUGUAUGGGACAAUAUACAACACAAGUUCAUCUCAAGUGA
This is a messenger RNA of Entrophospora sp. SA101, 363 nucleotides long. NCBI's taxonomy places the organism in Eukaryota, Fungi, Glomeromycota, Glomeromycetes, Entrophosporales, Entrophosporaceae. The record is from the annotation of a GenBank genome assembly.